Kickxella alabastrina is the source of this 1683-nucleotide messenger RNA. RefSeq names its product TH1 protein. Bases 1 to 1683 code for a protein of 560 amino acids. The transcript has a single exon. Gene Ontology annotation, cellular component: nucleus; NELF complex. Gene Ontology annotation, molecular function: RNA binding. Lineage: Eukaryota; Fungi; Kickxellomycota; Kickxellomycetes; Kickxellales; Kickxellaceae. The record is from RefSeq and is a predicted model, not a curated record. Gene Ontology annotation, biological process: negative regulation of transcription elongation by RNA polymerase II.
AUGGAGCCCACGACCAUCCAGUUCGCCGAUCAGUACUUGGAGGCGGGCGGCGUGCCGUUCAACAUCAUGAAUCUGCUCAUAUCCAGCUACGAAGGCACGGCUGCAAUGGCCAACAUGGUAGAUCGCGAUAUCAUGGGUGCAUACGGGGCAGAGGGCAAAACAGCCAUCCUCGAGACGGUCAGCCGCAAGAUUGUAGAGGCGUUUGAUACAGCCAAGGCGGACGCCGAAUAUGAGCAGACGCAGCAGCUGCCGGGAUACAUCGAGGAUAUGAUCCCACAUCAAAUUUGGCGCAAAACCAUCUACCGGCUCAGCGAGAAGCAUCCGAAGAGUGCAAUGGUCAGCGCGGCGCUCCAACGCAUCGCCGAUGAGGGGUACCAGGCCGAGAUGACGUCGUUGAACUCGGCAACGCUGCACACUCACGUUUUUUAUCCCAUGCUCGUCGAGUGCCUCGAGAAACUCGCCUCUGCCGACGAUGGAAACAUCAAGGAGCACAUGGACGAGCUGAUCAAAACAGCCUGUCGCAGCGAGCACACGUACUUUAUCGCGCAGUAUGUGCUGGCGCAGGUGCGCCAGAAGCUGGGUGCCGCUGCCGAGCCCGUCAAGCGGAUUGAAAACGAGCUGGAGACAUUUAUGCUCAACGAGUACAACCGGCCACAGCUCGCAGUGCAUUUUAGACUUCUUCUCGAAGGCCUUCUUUUAAAUGGCGACGACCGAGUGGCAGGCGCGGUAACUUCCAUUAUCCAGGCCUCAUACGCGUCGCCAGGCGACGUGAUGAUCCUGUACAAAAUGUACCACGGGGCAUUUGUUAGUAGGGCGGAGCCACCGCCGCUGCAUGUCCUGCGCAGCGAUCGCGUACUGGUUCCGAUCAUCAACCAGACGUUUGGCCAUCUCUGGAGCAUUACAGCGCAGAACGAUCGCGCGGAUCUCAUGGACAAGCACAUGUGGCUGAUUGCCUGCGCGACGCUGUGCACGGACGACAAUUACAAACAGAUCGGUGAGGUGCAGCUGAAUAGCCUUGUCGCCCAUAUGAAGACAUUGCGCGAGACGCUGCCCGUGCGCCCCAUCCAGACCACCUUUUGCCGCAACAUCCGCAGGAUCCUCGAGUGGAUUGAUACACCCGUCCUGGCGCGUGUCAUUGUUUUAUGGAUUAAGGAUAUUCUGACAUACGACAACUACGCCUACUUUAGCACUUACUUUGACGGCAAUGAGGCCCCUGUCCCACUGGUGAUGCUAGAGGAGAUUGCACACCGUCACCCACUGCUCAAGCCUCUUGUGUUCGAUGUCUACAAGGACACCUUUGAGUCCAAGGUGCCCAGCUUUAUGCUUGAAAAGCAAAUCAGACUGCAAAAGGUGGCGAUUCGGCAUAUGUGUGUGCUGGCCAAGCUCAACUUUGCAGUGCCCGUUAUUCGGUACUUUAGUCAAAAGGCCGAGGUAAUUGAUGAGAGCACGUUGGUCUACUUUAUCCAGCGCAUGUUGUUGCAAUUUGAGCCCCCGUAUCCCGAGGAGUUUGCUGCACCAAUGGUGCUUCUUAUCGAGUGUGUCAUUAAUGCCAUCAAGACUGCCAGGGAGGCGGAUCGGGCUGUUAUCCGCAACUUCCUUGCCAGCGUGGAUACCACUCUUGCGCGGAAUCUCCAACAAAUGAUUCCUGAGGGGUCUGGGUCUCCGACCGAUAUUGCAAUCUGA